GUGUAUCCUUCUCCUCCCAGGUGGUUGUCUCUGCCGUCCCAGUGUGACCAGGCCACCAUGUCCCUGUCCAGUUUAGCCUGUCCUCUGAUGCUGUGUCUCAGGGAYCACCUGCUCCAGCUGCAGCAGAUGCUGUGUCUGCCUCUCUUCCAGAUGGGCUGGCAGGACCUGGCUGAGAGGCUGGACCUCUUCCUCUACCAGAAUGUGAUUCUGUAUAACCACUUCAACGAGGGGGGGGCAGCCCAGCUCCAAUUCGACAUGACAAGAAACCUCUUCCCUCUGUUYGGACACUACUGCAAGAGGCCUGAGAACUUCUUCAAACAUGUGAAGGAGGCCUGCGUCAUCCUGUGUCUGAAUGUGGGCUCAGCUCUUCUUCUACGAGACGUCCUGAGGCAGGCUGAGGAGGAACCAGGGACCCCGGAGGGCAAGCAGCCCAGCCCUGUGUCAGCCCUCAACGAGCUGGGGGUCUACCGCCUGGCCCCCUGCGACGUCCUCAUCCUGCUCAACCUCAGGGCCUCCUGGCCGGGAAAGUGAGGGGAGAURGGAGGAGGAACAGUAGCCUGGUCCCACAUGUGUUUUUGACAACUCCUAUGGUCUUUGUGAUGCCGAUUGGCCAUAGGAGUUGAGCAAGGCAGCACUAACAGAUCUGUGACCAGGCUAGGACGGGCUUCAGCUGGCAAAGAACAACCACUACCAAUGAACUACACCGUAUCCCAGAAACCUGGAAUAGACCGCUCUCAUUCCUGAAUACUCCUGUCCUAUCCC
Molecule: messenger RNA, 762 nt
Organism: Salvelinus sp. IW2-2015
Lineage: Eukaryota; Metazoa; Chordata; Actinopteri; Salmoniformes; Salmonidae
Product: RAD50-interacting protein 1-like
Biological process (GO): endoplasmic reticulum to Golgi vesicle-mediated transport; regulation of ER to Golgi vesicle-mediated transport; retrograde vesicle-mediated transport, Golgi to endoplasmic reticulum
Cellular component (GO): Dsl1/NZR complex
Source: RefSeq, a predicted model, not a curated record